Macadamia integrifolia is the source of this 1324-nucleotide messenger RNA. Its product is annotated as dihydroflavonol 4-reductase-like. Bases 154 to 1083 code for a protein of 309 amino acids. Lineage: Eukaryota; Viridiplantae; Streptophyta; Magnoliopsida; Proteales; Proteaceae. Gene Ontology annotation, molecular function: oxidoreductase activity, acting on the CH-OH group of donors, NAD or NADP as acceptor. The record is from RefSeq and is a predicted model, not a curated record. The transcript is spliced from 4 exons.
UGAUUGAUGAUUCUUGUAUUCUAAACACUAUAGGGUUAUUCAUAUGUUUAAUAUGGUAAAGAAUCCCCAACAUAUUCUCCUACGUACACCUAAUCCAAAAUCACAUCGUUGUCCUUUUUUCUUAUAUAUGUUUGCACCUAGACAUAGGGGGACAUGAAAAGACGGCAAAAGGCGUGUCCCCUCCAUCACACAGCCUCCCAUUGGCCACUGCUCUGGCAAGUGGACAGAGGGUUCUCUUGCCCUUUUCCCCUGUAUUUACUCAUCCAAAACAAAAUGAUCACUGAUUGUCCUUCUUGUGUUUGUGGGUUGGUUUUCUUCUAUAAGAAUGAGGUGAUAAAGCCAGCGGUUAAUGGGAUAUUGAACGUCUUGAGGUCAUGUCUCAAGGCGAAGACGAUACGGAGGGUGGUAUUCACUUCAUCUGCUGGUGCUGUUGCCAGACAAGAGAAGCAGCUCCCUGUAUACGAUGAGAGCUCAUGGAGUGACUUAGAAUUUAUAAAGAAAAAGAAGAUGACCGGAUGGAUGUACUUUAUGUCCAAGACAUUAUCAGAGAAAAUAGCAUUGGAAUUUGCAGAGGAGAACAGCUUAGACCUAAUCACCAUUAUACCAACCCUUGUGGUUGGGCAAUUUUUAACUCCUUGGAUGCCGCCUAGCAUGAUAACAGCUUUUGCACUAAUCACUGGUUAUGCAAGAAAUGAAGCCCAUUACUCAAUUCUGAAGCAAGUUAAAUUUGUGCACUUGGAUGACCUUUGCAAUGCUCAUAUCUUCUUGCUUGAGCACCCUGAAGCAAAGGGAAGAUACAUUUGCUCUUCUCAUAAUACCAACAUCAUUGAACUAGCAAAAAUGUUAAGAAAGAGAUUCCCAGAGUACCACAUCCCAACUGAGUUCAACUUUGAAGGAGAAAGCUUGGAAGUGGUUGCUUUUUCGUCUAGAAAGCUUACAGAGCUUGGAUUUGAGUUCAAGUACAGCUUAGAAGAUAUGUAUGUGGGAGCCACUGAAUCAGCUAGGGAGAAGGGUUUGCUUCCUAAUCAAACCCAACUCAAUGACAAGAACUUGAAAUCUGAGGAAGCUGAAAAAACCCAUUGAAAGCCAAGAAGAUUUAAUAAGAGGCGGAGAGGAGAAGAUUUGAUGUUAGGUAACGAGUUACUCAUAUGGACAUUAAUAAGGGAAGGGAGCUCUAUUGUGCGAUUUACAGAAUGGGUUUCGAAUUUGAUGUUUCUAUAACUUAUGUUUUGAUGUAUUAUGUACAACAAAUAUGGCUAUGGACUUUGCUCUUCAAACGUUUGAGGGAAUGCCUCAAAGGAAUGUUACUACUGUUUUGAAAAUA